Messenger RNA from Rotaria socialis, 474 nucleotides. NCBI's taxonomy places the organism in Eukaryota, Metazoa, Rotifera, Eurotatoria, Philodinida, Philodinidae. The record is from the annotation of a GenBank genome assembly.
AUGAAUCUUCGUCAACAAAAUUUUCCACCAAAAUAUUGGCUUCACUUACAUAACCAUACGUUGUAUCCGUUACCAUCAUUACCACCAAAAACAACUCGACCUCUUUCUAAAAUUAAAAUUAACAAGUAUCUUGUUUCCCUUGCACCACAUGUUCAAAAGUUUAUUUAUAAAGGCGCUAUAGAUAAGAAAAAAGGCGAAAUCAGAUCGACCAAAUUUCCUUUGAGUCGAGAUCAAUUCAUCAGUUUACAACAUCUUGGUGUAACAAAUAAAUAUCAACAGGUCGAUUUGGUUGAACAAGAACUACAGCUGGUGUUGAAUUUUGAAUUUAAAGGUUAUUAUCGUGGUGUAAAAAACAUUCAGGUGAAACUGCAACAACAGAAGCCCGUGAUUUUUGGAAAAAGCCCAAUUCUUCUACUUUUUUACACGAUUUCAACAAAAAGCUCCAAUUCUUCGACAAUAAUCAUAUCAACAUAG